UGCCCACACAGCGAUUCAUGCCUUCACUGAAGCUCCUCCCAGAGCCAUUAACCAAUAAAUUAACCAACAAACCAGCAGGAGAAAGAAUCCAGCUGAAAUCUUCAUAACAGACUGUUGUUGGAGUUGAUGGGAGAGAAACUUGAGAACAUGAGAGAUUCAGAACCAUGCAGGAUGGAAACUGAAAGUGCAGAGGAACAAAGAGAUACUAUGGAAGUGAGAGAGGGCAGUCAAGAUGAGCUGAAUGAAGUUGACAAGAAACAUCGUGUAAAAACAAUACAGAAAGUUUCACAUAAAAAAACAGAAGCCAAAAUGUCUUUCAGUUGCACCGAGUGUGAAAAGAGUUUCUCAAAAGCUGGACACCUUGCAGAUCACAUGAAAACCCACGCUGAGAAGAAGACUUUUACAUGCCGUCUGUGUGGGAAGGGCUUCGCCAUUAAAGCAGUCCUUGAAGGACACAUGAAAAUUCACAGCGGAGAGAAACCUUUCAAAUGCCAUCAAUGUGAAAAGAGUUUUAUAGAGAAAGGUAACCUCAAGAGACACAUCAGAACGCACACUGGAGAGAAACCUUUCACGUGCCAACAGUGCGGGAAGAGCUUCACCAAUAAAUCAAGCCAAAUGAUGCACAUGACAAUUCACACCGGAGAGAAACCUUUUACGUGUCAUCAAUGUGGAAACAGUUUCACACGAGAAGUGAACCUUAAGGUACACAUGAAAAUUCACAGUGGAGAGAAUAUUUUCACAUGCCAUCAGUGUGAAAAGAGUUUUUCAAGCAAACGUUACCUUAAGACACACAUGAGAAUUCACACUGGAGAGAAACUUCCCUCAUGCCAUCAGUGUGGAAAGAGUUUUGCAGAUGAACGUUACCUUAAGACACACAUGAGAAUGCACACUGAAGAGACACCUUUCAUAUGCCACAAUUGCGGAAAGUGCUGUAUAUCUGAAAGUACCCUUAGGGUUCACAUGAGAAUUCAUUCUGCCGAGAAACCUUUUUCAUGCAAUCAGUGUGAAAAGAGUUUUAAAUUUAAGAGUAACCUUGAGAUGCACAUUAAAACUCAUACUGGAGAGAAACCUUUUGCAUGCCUUCAGUGUGGAAAUAGCUUUGCAGACAAAGGCAACCUUAAGAAACACAUGAGAAUCCACACCGGAGAGAAGCCUUUCAAAUGCCAUCAGUGUGAAAAAAGCUUUUCAGACAAAGGCCGCCUUACCAAACACUUACAGUUGCACACCGGAGAAAAAAAAUUCACGUGCCGUCAGUGCGGGAAGGGUUUCACGGAUAAUGCACACCUUAAGAGACACAUGAAAAUUCAUAGCGGAGAGAAAGCUUGCAAAUGCCAUCAGUGCGGGAAGGGUUUCACCAGUAAAGAAGACGUCAUGAGACACGUGAGAAUUCACACCGGAGAGAAAUCAUUCAUAUGCCAUGACUGUGGAAAGAGUUUUACGGAUAAAAGUAAUCUUAAGACCCACUUAAGAAUUCACACUGGAGAGAAACCUUAUACGUGCCAACAGUGUGGAAAGGGUUUUAUAAAUACAAGUAACCUUAAGAAACACAUGUUAGUUCACACUGGAGAGAAACCCUAUGCAUGUAAUCAGUGUGAAAAGAGUUUUACAAGUAAUAAUAACCUUCAGAAACACAUGGGAAAACAUGAGAAUUGACAUUGUUGCAGUGUCCCUACUAGGGGUGUGCAUUGGCACUGCUCUCACAAUUCGAUUCAAUUACGAUUAACCAGGUAACGAUUCAAUUCAAUUCGAUUCUACGAUGCAUCAGAAUUCUACUGUACACAACAAGGCAAAUUUUUAAUCAGUCAAGUAGUAUAGUCAAGUGCAACUAUUCUCAACAAAAACGGAAGCUUAGCAGCUUUAAGACAAUGACAACUAUAUAUACCGGAGAUGAGAAUUUUACACACAGCGUAAGUCUUGUCUAGUUUCCCAUUAACUUCAUAGAAUCCAAAAUGUGCCCAAAGGGUGCGUUUUUUAUUUACGCACAUCUCUCUCCGCCUCAGCCAUCUUGAUUGUUGUUGUUUUGCCCCCAGAAGUAAUUGAAACUUCACAACUUUAUUGUCCACUCGAGGCCAGAAAAUAAACAGUGACAUAAUCGAUUAUGGCACUUUGCUGCAUCCACGCAUUGCGAUGCAUUGCCGCAUCGAUUAUUGUUGACACCCCUAGUCCCUACCAGGGCUUGACAUUUACUUUUUUGCUCAUCAGCUACAGUGGUUUCCCAAAGUUACCAGCCACUCAGUAUUUUCACUGGCCACAUUACUCUUGGGGUCUAGGUCCCAUACCAGAAGACUUGGGAGGGGAACUACAGUAAUCAAUUCUGUUCCCUGUACAGAUUGCAUAGCCUGAGGACCAAAUUGAGAAAUAAUUGAAUCAAUUCUGUUUUUCAUUAUUUGGCCCUGGCUGCAUUCAUUUUUUUCUUAUUCAAAAUAUAAUCAAUGUUUCCGUAAGCAACUUUGUGAUAUUUUAAUUUCUGUUUUUAUUCUUAUUUUAAUUGUUUAAUGCUUUGCCUGUACUGUAACAGAACAAGCAUGCCAAUAAAGUGCUUUAAAUGUACCGGUAAUUGAAAGUAGAGAAUUUUUGGAAUUUGACUAUUGCAACAUUACAUUAUGAAUAAAUUCUGCUGAAUUGAACGAAAUUAACAUUUAAAAAUAAAAAGUGAAAUCAUAAUGAGAAAUAUUGAAGAAAUAAUUCAGAAGUAUACACAACCAUUUAAAUAUGGACAAUAUGGUGCAUCUUUACUUUUGUUGAACUUGGAUAUCUAUUGCUUAACCCUUAUAUUACUGUAUGUUAACCCAUUUUGAUUUUUAAGCUGUCCAAAAAACAGUUAACCUGUGAUUUUAAUCUUGAACUUUUGUGACUUUUUCUCAUUUAUGGCCAUGAACAUGCAUGCAAAGUUUGGACACGCUGAUAUGUUUUGAAGUGUACCCAAAUAAUUUUGUAACGAAUUUGACCUGCAUAUUUUUUGUUCCAAAGCAAUACAGACCCAUAUUAAAUAUAUGUUUUCAGUGUUUGUUGUGAAGAAGUUUAUUUUCAUCCCAAUCUACAUGAAUAUCAGUUUACCAUUAUAUAUUAUGUAAAUCAAUCAUUUUACCAUUAUGUAUUAUUUAUAUGAAUAUUACCAG
Messenger RNA from Paramisgurnus dabryanus, 3119 nucleotides. RefSeq lists its product as uncharacterized. Gene Ontology annotation, molecular function: DNA-binding transcription factor activity, RNA polymerase II-specific; RNA polymerase II cis-regulatory region sequence-specific DNA binding. Gene Ontology annotation, biological process: regulation of transcription by RNA polymerase II. The record is from RefSeq and is a predicted model, not a curated record. Lineage: Eukaryota; Metazoa; Chordata; Actinopteri; Cypriniformes; Cobitidae.